Molecule: messenger RNA, 1143 nt
Organism: Heterostelium album PN500
Lineage: Eukaryota; Evosea; Eumycetozoa; Acytosteliales; Acytosteliaceae
Exons: 1
Coding region: 1-1143 (380 amino acids)
Source: RefSeq, a predicted model, not a curated record
AUGGGUGGAUGUUUUUCAAAGCAAAGUAAAAAGAGAGUGGUAGAUCAACAGGUGUCGACUAAUGGUGGUUCCAACGAAUCGCUAGAGACAAAGAAAAAGCUGAAUGACGACCACAAGAACAAUUUGAAUCAGGUCGCUAUCAACUGGAAGUCAAAUACCGUCGGCAUUUGGAAACGCACACACGACAAGCUGGCGAUUCACACCGACGUACCACGUCUCGGUCACAAGAUCGACAUCGUCGAUAAGCUACACAGACGUGCCAAUCUUACAUUCCAAUCGGUCACAUCGAUUACACUGAACAACUUGAACGCUGGAGAGUCUCCAACCUAUAUCAAUGGCGCACUCGCCGGUGAAUCCACUGGCGAGCAACUCGCCAACAGAAUCAGCUCGGGUAGCGACGGUGCUACCAACCAACAGCAGUCACCGAACGCCACUGGAUCGACCGGUUCACCAAGCGUUGCAACCAUCAACAACUCUGAUAAAUUCACAUCGUCUACCACUCUCACCUCGAGUGGCAUCACAACAGCACAGGUUCUCAAGAAAGAGGAAGUCGUACUGCAGGUUCUCCUCAGUUUGGCCGGUCUGCUCGACGGUCCCGAGAAAGAACAGCAAAUCAAAGAGCAAUAUAGCGAUCAUAUCAAGGGUGUAGGUGAUAUCUCGCAGCAGCUGCUGUCGCUACUGACAAACGUUGUACUCGAGCAGAGCAGAAUGAUGCAACUCCUCAAGGUUUGUCAUCAAAAGAUCAUCUUGCCGGCCUACUAUUUCAUUAAAGCGAACCUCUUUGAGGACAUGCCAUUCAGAGACAAGCGUGGAUCGUGGCGUAUGAAGAUCGUCUUUGAGGAGGAUGGAACCGUGACCGCUGUACACUCGAAACGCCAACAAUCGACAUCGGGCACAGAGGCCGACCCCGAGUUUGAAUUCGAAUGGGCACUGUCGAUUUCGUUCGACCACGACAUGCAAAUCUCAUCGCUCAAGGUCGAUGUUGUCGACCUCAUCAUUUCAAAGACACUGCCACAAGACAAACACCAAGAGAUCCAACAAGCAUUCUCAACACUACAACUAGCUACCACCGCCAGCAACAGUAGUGGAAACAGUUUCAAAGUAUCAGAACCAACACCUCUUAACAAAAUAGAUGCUAUAUAA